AUGGACCAGCCGUCUCCAACCUACAUGCUUGCCAACCUAACCCACUUGCAUUCCGAGCAGCUUCUGCAGGGCUUGAACCUCCUUCGGCAGCAUCGCGAGCUCUGUGACAUUAUCCUGAGAGUUGGCGAUGUCAAGAUCCACGCCCACAAAGUGGUGCUCGCCAGCAUCAGCCCCUACUUCAAAGCCAUGUUCACGGGGAACCUCUCCGAGAAGGAGAACUCGGAGGUGGAGUUCCAGUGCGUGGACGAGGCGGCGCUGCAGGCCAUAGUGGAGUACGCCUACACGGGCACCGUGUUCAUCUCGCAGGACACCGUGGAGUCCCUGCUGCCRGCUGCCAACCUGCUGCAGGUGAAGCUGGUGGUGAAGGAGUGCUGCGCCUUCCUCGAGAGCCAGCUCGACCCCGGCAAUUGCAUCGGGAUUUCUCGCUUUGCCGAGACCUAUGGCUGCCACGACCUCUACCUGGCUGCCAACAAGUACAUUUGUCAGAACUUUGAAGAUGUGUGUCAGACUGAAGAAUUUUUCGAGCUCACGCACUCUGAAUUGGAUGAAAUUGUUUCCAAUGACUGCUUGAAUGUCGUGACAGAAGAGACGGUUUUCUACGCGCUGGAGUCCUGGAUCAAGUACGACGUGCAGGAGCGGCAGAAGCACCUGGCGCAGCUGCUGCACUGCGUCCGCUUGCCACUGCUCAGCGUCAAGUUUCUCACGAGGCUGUACGAGGCCAACCAUCUCAUUCGAGACGACCACACCUGCAAGCACCUGCUGAACGAGGCCCUGAAGUACCACUUCAUGCCUGAGCACAGGCUCUCCCACCAGACCAUGCUGAUGACGAGACCUCGCUGUGCCCCAAAAGUGCUCUGCGCCGUAGGAGGAAAAGCUGGACUGUUUGCUUGUUUGGAAAGCGUUGAGAUGUAUUUUCCCCAGAAUGACUCCUGGAUUGGCCUGGCACCUCUUAGCAUCCCCCGCUACGAGUUUGGAAUAUGUGUCCUAGACCAGAAGAUCUACGUUAUAGGAGGGAUUGCCACCCACGUGUGUCAAGGCAUCAGCUACCGMAAGCAUGAGAACUCGGUGGAGUGUUGGGACCCUGACACAAACACGUGGACGUCUCUGGAGAGGAUGUUUGAGAGCCGGAGUACUCUGGGAGUGGUGGUCCUGGCAGGAGAGCUCUAUGCCCUAGGGGGCUACGACGGGCAGUCCUACCUACGGACUGUGGAGAAAUACAUCCCCAAAGUGAAGGAGUGGCAGCUGGUGGCCCCCAUGAACAAAACCCGAAGUUGUUUUGCUGCAGCUGUCCUGGACGGAAUGAUCUAUGCCAUUGGUGGCUAUGGCCCUGCCCACAUGAACAGCAUGGAACGCUAUGAUCCGAGUAAAAACUCGUGGGAGACAGUAGCAUCAAUGGCUGAUAAACGGAUAAACUUYGGCGUGGGUGUCAUGCUGGGCUUCAUCUUCGUCGUGGGUGGACACAAUGGAGUGUCUCACUUGUCGAGCAUCGAGAGAUACGAUCCCCACCAAAACCAGUGGACUGUGUGCAGGCCCAUGAAGGAACCCAGGACAGGAGUGGGUGCAGCUGUAAUUGAUAACUACCUUUAUGUAGUUGGAGGACAUUCGGGCUCCUCCUACCUGAACACUGUACAGAAAUACGACCCCAUCUCGGAUUCCUGGCUGGACUCUGCUGGCAUGAUGUACUGUCGGUGCAAUUUUGGUUUGACUGCACUUUGAAAAAUAGGAAUUUAUGGACCUGAUGCAAGGAAGGAAAUGAAUCUGCUCGGAAAGACACCUUGCUCGUGAAGACCAUAAGCUGCAUUUUCUGGAGGAAAAAUGUGGUGAAGUUAUGACUGAAAUGAGGAAGGAUUUGCUUUCUUCCAGUGACUGGCCUUGGUUAUUUCAGAGUGAAAGAUUUAUUGCCAGCUGGGUUUAGAGAGCAUCCUGCUCACAGCAGAGCAGUUCAGUGAGUACUGUACAUGCCUGGGUUAUGGUUAGAAACUUUCUCUCUAACCCGUUCACUUUCUAGAGCUUUUCUCUUCCUCCUGCCUACUCUGAAACAAGAAGUUUACUGUGCUCGGGGUGCGAGGCGUGCGAGUGCGUCGUGUGGCUGGACCGUUUGCUCAUAGCUCUCUGGCUGUGUCCUCAUGUUCAGAAAAUGCCAGUGCUUCAUAUUUUUUUUAUGAACAGUAACUAAAGGGCUGCCUUGUUUCUGUAUCUCAAGGUUUGUAAAUAGUAGAUGCCAUAGUGCGUUGCCUGUACAUUCCUCUGUUACCCUCUUACCAGUAUGGGGGCUGGGAUGAUAAUUGGUAACUACUUAAAGAAAUGAAUUUACAAGACAAAUUUAUUGCCUCUUAGGAAAUUUUUGGACCUGAUAAAGAUAGAUCACAUUUUUAACUUUCCCUUCUAUUUUUUUGUGGAUAAAUAAGAAGUAGAUCAAAUUACCUACUCUUGCUAGACUGCUGUGUCUUUAAUUGUAACACAAAGAACAAUUACUGCAUUAAGACAUCAGAAAGGAUCACAGCAGCCUGCGGAGCACGGUGUGAAAUAGUGCAGAAGGGCCCCGUCCCCUGCGUGCACCCAGCACAAGGGUGCCGCCUUCCGUACGACUUCCCCUUUGAACAGAAUGUACGAUUGCUUUUUUGAGUGUUCGGAUUAAAAAUGGUGCUAAAUGUAGGACUUGAGCGAGAAGGCUGUUACUGACGUAGUGCAGUUUGCGUUCAGCAUGAUCCUUUUGAUCGUUCUGGUGUUCCUGUUCUAGUCUGCUUGAUCCAUUGUGCCUAUGAAAACUCUCCAGACGAACA
Molecule: messenger RNA, 2783 nt
Organism: Nothoprocta perdicaria
Lineage: Eukaryota; Metazoa; Chordata; Aves; Tinamiformes; Tinamidae
Gene: KLHL28
Product: kelch like family member 28
Exons: 4
Coding region: 1-1716 (571 amino acids)
Molecular function (GO): protein binding
Source: RefSeq, a predicted model, not a curated record